This is a messenger RNA of Spirodela intermedia, 237 nucleotides long. Lineage: Eukaryota; Viridiplantae; Streptophyta; Magnoliopsida; Alismatales; Araceae. The record is from the annotation of a GenBank genome assembly.
AUGAGGGGGAUAAUGGAGGACAUGCCCUGCGUCUCGACGAGGGGCGACGGCCCCAACGGGCGGAGGGUCGAGGGCUUCCUCUACAGGUACCGGAAAGGAGGAGAGGUGAGGAUAGUCUGCGUCUGCCAUGGCCGCUUCCUCUCGCCGGCGGAGUUCGUCAAGCACGCCGGCGGCGGCGACGUCGCCCACCCGCUAAGACACAUCGUCAUGAACCCCACUCGCUCGAGCUUCUCCUGA